AUGCCUAAGGACGGUGAUAAUGUCCGAGUCCAAGCUGAACACAGCUCGCUGGACUUAUUAAAUACAGUUUCUGUGAAAGUUUCAGCGUUUUGGCCUGAUUCUGCGGAGGCCUGGUUUGUCCAGGUUGAGGGUCAGUUCGCCCUCAAGGGAGUAACCUCCAGCACCACCAAGUUCUACUACUGGGUCUCAUCGUUCAACCAGGAGACUGCUAACCAGGUUCUAGAUCUUAUCAAAUCUCCUCCUUCUUCCGAACCCUACGAAGCUUUGAAGAACUGGUUGCUGAAGUUGUUUGCUCUCAACGACUAUCAAAGGUAUGAGGCAAUUUCUAACCUCCCUCUUUCCGGUGACAUGAAGCCGUCCAAACUCAUGUCAAACAUGCUUGCUUUACUGCCUGUUGAUCACAAGCCAUGCUUCUUCCUCCGUGGAGCGUUUCUCAAGAGAUUGCCCGCUGACGUUCGAGCUCAUCAACUCAGGGAUGAUUUUUCUGAUCCUAUAUCCUUGGCCUUGAAAGCUGACGAAAUCUAUAAGAGCAGAGUUUCCUCUUCGCCUGUUUAUGCUGUCUCCAGCGCCCAGGAGGAGUCUGUUAACUCCGUUAGAUCCUCAGCUACCAACCGGCCCCACCGUUCAGCUACUCCUCACGCUGGCAGCCACCAGGAUAACAGGUGGUUAUCUCCUACCAUGUGUUAUUACCAUAGUUCCUGGGGUUCCAAGGCCAAGAAAUGCAGAGCUCCGUGUUCCUGGUCGGGAAACUAG
Molecule: messenger RNA, 753 nt
Organism: Eurytemora carolleeae
Lineage: Eukaryota; Metazoa; Arthropoda; Copepoda; Calanoida; Temoridae
Exons: 1
Coding region: 1-753 (250 amino acids)
Source: RefSeq, a predicted model, not a curated record